GUUCUCCAGUCAGCUUUAGACUUGUCGCGACCGCUCACAGAGAGAGAUUAGAGGCACGAACAGACAGUGGCAAAAACCUCCAAGUUCAGUGCAAAGUGAAAGGAUUUCUUGUAGUUUUCUUGUGACUUGAGGGCGCUGGUGUCCAUUGUCAGGUUGUCAGGUUCUCUGGAGUGACCAACUUGUUGAUUUCCUACGUUUCCUGGCAUUUCUUGGAGUCUCUCGAACUUUCCCACGAUGGCUGGACGCGUGGUGGUUUACGGUGGCCGCGGAGCGUUGGGCAACGCGUGCGUGCAGCACUUCAAGAAGAACAAUUGGUGGGUGCUGAGCAUCGACAUGGCGCCCAAUGAGACGGCCGACCACAAUAUCCUCGUGGAACGGGAUGACACGUGGGCGGAUCAGGAGAAGGCGGUGCUGUCUCAAGUGGGCAGCGCCCUGAACGACUCCAAGGUCGACGCUGUAAUCUGCGUGGCCGGCGGCUGGGCUGGCGGCAAUGCCGCCAAGGAUCUGGCCAAGAACAGCGACCUAAUGUGGCGCCAGAGCGUCUGGACGUCCGCCAUCUCCGCCGCCAUCGGCGCGAACUAUCUCAAGCCAGGAGGAGUGCUGAGCCUGACAGGCGCGAAGCCCGCUCUGGCCGCCACUCCCGGCAUGAUAGGCUACGGCAUGGCCAAGGCCGCUGUUCACCAGCUCACAAAGUCCCUGGCCGGCAAGGACUCUGGUCUGCCGGAUGAUUCUCUGGUCGUGGCCAUCCUGCCUGUGACUCUGGACACGCCCAUGAACCGCAAGUGGAUGCCCAAGGCGGACUUCAACACCUGGACACCGCUGGAGUUUGUGGCGGAGCUCUUCUUCAAGUGGACCAAGGGCGAGGAGCGCCCUGCCAGCGGCAGUCUUCUGCAGCUCAUCACCCAGGACGCGGUCACGAAGCUCGUGCCGUCCGAAUGAAUCUCAGCAUCGACCAGGCAUUCCGGGGAAGACAAUAAGCCGCUCGCAUUGUACUCGAAGUGUUGAAAACACUCACCAGUAAUGGAUUAAACAUGUUAUUUGUCGUAGCAGUA
Phlebotomus argentipes is the source of this 1052-nucleotide messenger RNA. It is a transcript of the gene Dhpr, whose product is annotated as dihydropteridine reductase. The transcript is spliced from 2 exons. The coding region runs from base 235 to 939 and encodes 234 amino acids. Gene Ontology annotation, biological process: tetrahydrobiopterin biosynthetic process; L-phenylalanine catabolic process. The record is from RefSeq and is a predicted model, not a curated record. Gene Ontology annotation, molecular function: 6,7-dihydropteridine reductase activity; NADH binding; NADPH binding. Gene Ontology annotation, cellular component: cytoplasm. Lineage: Eukaryota; Metazoa; Arthropoda; Insecta; Diptera; Psychodidae.